AUGAAUGUCGAUGCGUAUACGACCCUGCGAGAGAUUCCGGACGCCGAAUGGGCGCGUUUUCUCGCAUAUGCGCGGCGCAUUCAAGUUGCGGGCAAGGACGCGCCUCAGGAUAUCGGCAGGAUCGACAGCCGUGCUCUUCUCGCUGUUAUUCUGCGCGCUGAUGGCGAGCCCAUUUCCCCCUCACUGACCUCUCUGCAGAUGUCCGUGUGGACUGAUGUUGAUUCUUUACUGUUGUUUUUUCUCACCGGAUGUCUCUGUCAGUCUACGCACAAGCAUCUACGCGACACCUUACUCUAUUAUCUGGGACCGAUCAAGCUGGAGAUGCACGGACUAAUCAACCAACCCGCACGGCGAAACGCGUCCUUACGCAAGCUGGUCGUCGCGGGUAGGGUUGAUGUCAUUCUGGUCGCGAUCCGCGGCUUGGCCACGCUCCAGGAGGUGCAUAUCAAUGAUAGUAGAUCUGCGCGCUCUUCGCUGGAAACUCUCGCUAGUCUGCCCGAUUUGCGCGCUGCCCGGUUUGGAUUCGAAGAGUACGUCACAGGCCCUGAACCAUAUGCAUUCCUCGCUUUGCGGUAUCUCGACGUCUCAGGAUAUCUGUCCGACCUUGUCACUCUGUUCACGAAUCUCUCGGCGCCGAGUCUAAACUCGCUCACGAUCAGAUUCUACUUCUGCUUACACCGAGAUCCGGACUUUUUGUCUCACUUCAUCACGCUUCUGGAUGGGCUGCCGGUGCCUUUCUGCUCCACCCUUCGCAUACUAAGGAUUUAUACCCACUUAAAGCAUGAAGAGGAAGUCGCUGUUUUCGGUGGUUUUAUCGACGUAAUCAGGUCACUCCAGCGGUUAUCUAACCUUAAGGAGAUCUCUAUGAAGGUCCACUUUUCCCUAUCACUGUGCAACGCGGACGUCCGCGCUAUGGCCACCGCGUGGCCGCGUCUGGAGAUACUCAGCCUGAAAUGUCCUCUCGCCCUCGAUCAAGGCACACCCAGCGUGUUCUCUCUUGUGUAUUUCGCGCGCAGCUGUCCACACCUGCGUGAGCUCUCACUUCCGCGCAUGGCGUGCCGCUGCUCUUCUGGUCCCAGCAAUGAUAUCCAUGCGGGGCUGCCAUACAACACUGCCCCUGGCAUGACCCUGCUCUCUUUUGAGUACGACAUGCCGCGAGACCCCACACCUGUGGGUGCCCUGGACGGUCUCCAAGUUGCGGCGUUCAUUCACCGUACUUUCCCCUCUGCGCGGAUAGCCGUUUCGUGCAGGAAUUCGACCUGGUUUCGCGUCGUGCUACCCUUGGAGUAUUUCUUUCAACACGUGGAUGAAUAUCUAGCGCGUGCUAUACAGACGAUGUGUGCGGCUUUGGAGAAUGAGCGUACGCCCGCCGUGCAACCUGAUUCCACGGCUGCUGCUCUUCCGCCACCUACAGCUCAUCGUUUGUUCUCGAUAGGACCGUCUCAGCUGUCUGCAGCGAGCAUUGGUGCUGUAUACCUCGUUCUGCUGGGGAUCCUGUGUGCGAUGGAUUAA
Molecule: messenger RNA, 1512 nt
Organism: Sparassis crispa
Lineage: Eukaryota; Fungi; Basidiomycota; Agaricomycetes; Polyporales; Sparassidaceae
Exons: 2
Coding region: 1-1512 (503 amino acids)
Source: RefSeq, a predicted model, not a curated record